AUGUCUACCGUCCCUACCAACGACCACAUCCUGGUCCCUGAGACCCUGCUCAAGAAGCGCAAGAGCCAGGAGAAGGCUCGCGCUGAGCGUGCUUCCGUUGUUGAGAAGCGCAAGGCUGCCAACAAGGAGAAGCGUGGUGUCAUCUUCAAGCGUGCCGAGAAGUACGUCCAGGAGUACCGCAGCGCUGAGCGUGAGAAGAUCCGCCUUCGCCGUGCCGCCAAGGCCGACGACUCUGCCUACAUCCCCGCUGAGGCCAAGCUGAUCUUCGUCGUCCGCAUCAAGGGUAUCAACAAGAUGCCCCCUAAGCCCCGCAAGGUCCUCCAGCUGCUCCGUCUUCUCCAGAUCAACAACGGUGUCUUCCUGAAGGUCACCAAGGCCAUCACUGAGAUGCUCAAGAUUGUUGAGCCCUGGAUCGCCUACGGUUACCCCAACCUGAAGUCCGUCAAGGAGCUCAUCUACAAGCGUGGAUACGGAAAGGUCGAGAAGCAGCGCGUUGCCCUGACCGACAACUCCAUCGUUGAGGAGAACCUCGGCAAGUACGGCAUCAUCUGCGUUGAGGAUCUCGUCCACGAGAUCUUCACCGUUGGCCCCAACUUCAAGCAGGCUGCCAACUUCCUGUGGCCCUUCAAGCUCAGCAACCCCAACGGUGGCUUCCGUCCCCGCAAGUUCAAGCACUUCAUCGAGGGUGGUGACCUUGGCAACCGUGAGGAGGCCAUCAACGGUCUCAUCCGCCAGAUGAACUAA
Messenger RNA from Trichoderma aggressivum f. europaeum, 744 nucleotides. RefSeq lists its product as uncharacterized. The record is from RefSeq and is a predicted model, not a curated record. Bases 1 to 744 code for a protein of 247 amino acids. Gene Ontology annotation, cellular component: cytosolic large ribosomal subunit. The transcript has 4 exons. Gene Ontology annotation, molecular function: RNA binding; structural constituent of ribosome. Lineage: Eukaryota; Fungi; Ascomycota; Sordariomycetes; Hypocreales; Hypocreaceae. Gene Ontology annotation, biological process: maturation of LSU-rRNA from tricistronic rRNA transcript (SSU-rRNA, 5.8S rRNA, LSU-rRNA).